AUGACGGACCCCCAGGAGUGUGCCAGCCAGGGGAAGCCCAGCCUGUCCUUCUCCAUUGAGGAGAUCUUAAAGAAACCUUCUUCCAGCACCACCCUAAGCCGUGGAACCAGGAACAGAAUUAACUACACUGAGAGACUUCCAGCCCUAAAAGCAGGGUCACCACUGGCCUUUGAUUCCAGCAGCAGGAGUCAGUUAGACUGUAACUUACCUUCAGCAAAAAUGUUUCUCCCUGCCACAUGUGCUACACCAAUGGUGAAGGCAAAGGACAUGCAGGCAGCUCACUGCAGGAGACCGACUGACAGCCCAUCCUCCCUCCUGGGUGACAACGCAGGACGUGAACAACUGGAAGGCAAAAGAAAACACGAGGAAGAGGAAGAACAGCUAUGUGAUUUUCCAGUGGACCAUCCACUUCAUGUUGAGAGGAAAGGGAAGCGGAGAAUCCGGACAACAUUCACAGCUGAGCAGCUCCAGGAACUGGAGAAGAUUUUCCAAGUGACUCACUACCCAGAUGUCCAUAUUCGCAAUCAACUGGCAGCAAAGAUAAACCUUCCAGAAGCCAGAGUUCAGAUCUGGUUCCAGAACCAGCGAGCAAAGUGGAGAAAACAUGAAAAAUUUGGCAAUUUUGGCGGUCUUCAGCAGCUGGCAGAAGUUGAUUUCAUUCCUGCUCCCAAGUCAGAUAUCACAGCUCCUAGCUUGAUGCCAAGAAAGCUUGCUGCUACCAUCCCUGCCGUGGGUUACUACUCACCACUGCAAGGGCAGCUGACAACUGCCUGGCUGCCCAGCACGUUCUCCUUCGUCCCCCACCACUUGGAGCUGCUGCCCUUCCCAAAACCAUACCUGCUCUUCAAUGUCAUCCCUCCUUACAGCACACCGCUACCUCACAAGCUGGAAAGGAGCAGUAUCUGCGCCAGCUCCACAUAG
Molecule: messenger RNA, 921 nt
Organism: Apus apus (common swift)
Lineage: Eukaryota; Metazoa; Chordata; Aves; Apodiformes; Apodidae
Gene: ISX
Product: intestine specific homeobox
Exons: 5
Coding region: 1-921 (306 amino acids)
Biological process (GO): regulation of transcription by RNA polymerase II
Molecular function (GO): RNA polymerase II transcription regulatory region sequence-specific DNA binding; DNA-binding transcription factor activity, RNA polymerase II-specific
Source: RefSeq, a predicted model, not a curated record